Messenger RNA from Rosa rugosa (rugosa rose), 1167 nucleotides. Its product is annotated as peroxidase 10-like. The record is from RefSeq and is a predicted model, not a curated record. The transcript has 4 exons. Gene Ontology annotation, biological process: hydrogen peroxide catabolic process; response to oxidative stress. Bases 21 to 1031 code for a protein of 336 amino acids. Gene Ontology annotation, molecular function: peroxidase activity; heme binding. Lineage: Eukaryota; Viridiplantae; Streptophyta; Magnoliopsida; Rosales; Rosaceae.
UUUGACAUUGAUCAUAAGCUAUGACUCGCAAAAUGAUCUCCUACUUCACUCUUGCAUUCUGUUUAUUCUUGUUUUUGUCUCCCUAUGUUCAUAGCGAGAGGUGUCCCUUUCCUUAUGGCCAGCAGCUUGAUUACACUUUCUACGACAGAACCUGCUCCCACUUGCCGAUGAUUGUUAAGUACAAUGUCUGGGCCGCUCUCAAGAAUGACACCAGGAUGGCUGCAUCUCUUCUUCGGAUGCAUUUUCACGACUGUAUUGUUGAUGGGUGUGAAGGCUCAGUGCUUCUUGAUGACACAGAAGACUUCAGGGGCGAGAAGAAUGCUCCACCAAAUCGCAAUUCACUUCGAGGGUUUGAAGUCAUCGACAACAUUAAAACAGACUUAGAGAGAUUUUGCCCAUCAACUGUUUCUUGUGCUGAUAUUUUGACUCUUGCAGCAAGAGAAGCAGUUGUUCUGUCAGGAGGGCCUAAUUGGAAUGUUCCAUUGGGCCGAAGAGACGGGACAACUGCGAGUGAGAAGGCAGCUAUUGAUCAAAUACCAUCACCUAUUGAGUCUUUACAGAAAAUCACUGCCAAGUUCACAUCAAAGGGUCUUGACAUCAAAGAUGUUGUAGUCCUCUCAGGUGGACACACCUUAGGUUUUGCUCAGUGCUUCACCUUCAAGAGGAGACUCUUCAACUUUGACGGCUCCGGCAACCCUGACCCCACGCUUGAUUCUUCAGUCCUUACAAACUUGCAAAGCAUGUGUCCAAAUAAAGACGCUGCAAACAGCAAUCUAGCUCCUCUUGAUUCCAGUACUUACAGAUUUGACAAUGUAUAUUACACAAACCUUGUUAACAACGCAGGUCUUUUAGAAUCUGAUCAGGCAUUAGUGAAGGAUCCAAACACUGCUGCAAUGGUUAAUUCCUAUAGCGGGAACCCAUUUCUUUUCUCUCAGGAUUUUGCUGCAUCUAUGGUGAAGCUUGGUAAUGUGGGAGUAUUGACUGGGAAAAAAGGCCAGAUAAGGAAGAGAUGUGGAUCUGUGAACUCCUAAAUAUGAUGGUUUCUAUUAUGAAUGUCAGUUACUAUGGAAGUUGAGUAAGCUGAUUAAAGUUUGUAAUGGAACCAUGAACAUAUAUAUGAAUAAUUACUAGUUUGUAAUGGAUCUAUAAUUUUAAUUGCAUGACGUU